AUGCACAUCUCCAAGAAGCUCUCUCUGGCACACACCCAGCAGAAGCCGACAUUUUCGUUCGAAUUCUUCCCACCCAAAACCGCACAGGGUGUGCAAAAUCUCUAUGAUCGAAUGGACCGCAUGCACGAUCUAGGUCCCGCUUUCAUUGAUAUAACAUGGGGCGCGGGUGGAAGGCAUUCUCAACUGACGUGCGAGAUGGUGAGCGCUGCACAGGCACAUUAUGGCCUCGAAACAUGCAUGCACCUGACCUGCACGGAUAUGGAACGCGACAAGCUAGACGAAGCUCUCAAUCUGGCGUACAAGUCGGGAUGCACAAACAUACUCGCUCUACGGGGCGACCCACCUCGAGACCAGGAGAAGUGGGAGGCCAAGGACAAAGGUUUCCGUUAUGCAAAAGAUCUAGUCAAGCAUAUCAAAACUACGUACGGCGACCAUUUCGAUAUCGGAGUGGCAGGCUACCCAGAAGGCUGCGACGAUCAAGAUGACCCGGACCUCCUGUUGGAUCAUCUGAAGGAGAAGAUUGACGCUGGCGGCACCUUCAUCGUGACACAAAUGUUCUACGACGUUGAGAUCUUCCUCGACUGGGUUAGUAAAGUCCGCAAAAGAGGCAUUGAUGUCCCCAUAAUUCCAGGCAUCAUGCCCAUCUCCACCCACGACGCCUUUCUCAGGCGAGCCAACUGGGCCAAGUGCCAGAUUCCGGAAUCCUGGCAUAUGGCCCUCGAGCCGGUCAAGAACGAUGACGCCGCUGUACGCGACAUCGGUAGGGACUUGGUUGCCGAGAUGUGCAAAAAGAUUCUUGACGCAGGGAUCUAUCAUUUGCAUUUCUACACGAUGAACCUUGCACAGUCUACAAGAAUGGUGCUCGAAGAACUAUCUAUGACCCCAGAGACAUCCGGUGUACCCCUCGAUAAGCCAUUGCCUUGGCGGCAGUCCCUUGGUCUCAAUCGUCGUGAUGAAACUGUCCGACCCAUCUUCUGGAGAAACCGUAAUACAUCGUAUGUGGCCAGAACGGCAGAUUGGGACGAGUUCCCCAACGGCCGCUGGGGCGACAGUCGAAGUCCAGCAUUUGGUGGUCUGGAUGCCUACGGCAUCGGUCUGAAAGGGACUAACGAGGCCAACAUCAAGCUCUGGGGCGAGCCUACAACGCUUAGACAAGUCAGCGAGCUGUUUGUCAAGUACCUGAAAGGCGACCUCGAUCGUUUACCAUGGAGUGAAGGCAAGAUCACGGAAGAGACAGACAGUAUCAGAAAUGAUCUCAUUAAAUUGAACUCGCGGGGGUUCCUGUCCAUCAAUUCUCAGCCGGCAGUAAAUGCUGCCAAAUCGUCACACCCUGUCCAUGGAUGGGGUCCAAAAGGUGGCUACGUCUAUCAAAAAGCCUAUCUUGAGCUUUUGGUCUUCCCAAGUGUCUUUGACAAGGUCAUGGAGCGUUUAGACGCCAAUCCUAACCUCACCUACCAUGCGGUCAACAAAGACGGCAGAUUGAUCACCAACGCUCCAGAUGAAGGGCCCAAUGCUGUUACGUGGGGCAUUUUCCCAAACAGAGAGAUUGUGCAACCGACAGUCGUCGAGACUGUCUCCUUCUUGGCCUGGAAAGACGAAGCAUUCCGGCUUGGUCACGACUGGUCGAGUUGUUACCCCAGUGACACUGCAACCCGUCGUUUGAUCGAGACCAUCAUGGACGAGUGCUAUUUGGUCAAUAUCGUCAACAAUGACUUCCACGAAUCACACGAGAUUUUUGAGAUAUUCGAUGGGCUCGAGGUGGAAAAUUUCGAUCGGGUUUUCGAGGCUCCGGCUGCCAACGGGCGUCAGAAUGGUGUCCGCAACGUGGUGAACGGGGAUGCAAAAGCCGACGACGUCGAGAAAGCUGUCAAGCAAGACCCUGCGAAAGUGCCUUUCCAAGCCGCACUCAGGACGGCAGAUCAUCAAAGGCUCAACGAAUCUGGGAAUGUACCCAACUAA
Cyphellophora europaea CBS 101466 is the source of this 1959-nucleotide messenger RNA. RefSeq names its product methylenetetrahydrofolate reductase. Gene Ontology annotation, biological process: tetrahydrofolate interconversion. The transcript has a single exon. The coding region runs from base 1 to 1959 and encodes 652 amino acids. Gene Ontology annotation, molecular function: methylenetetrahydrofolate reductase [NAD(P)H] activity; FAD binding. The record is from RefSeq and is a predicted model, not a curated record. Gene Ontology annotation, cellular component: cytosol. Lineage: Eukaryota; Fungi; Ascomycota; Eurotiomycetes; Chaetothyriales; Cyphellophoraceae.